Molecule: messenger RNA, 3381 nt
Organism: Colletotrichum destructivum
Lineage: Eukaryota; Fungi; Ascomycota; Sordariomycetes; Glomerellales; Glomerellaceae
Product: Putative histidine phosphatase superfamily, clade-1
Exons: 2
Coding region: 403-2568 (721 amino acids)
Source: RefSeq, a predicted model, not a curated record
UCUACUCUACCUUCGCUUGUUCUCUGGUUCGCCAUAACUUCUUUUCGGCCAUUCCACCUUCAUCCUACGUAUACGCUACCUAGCCCGCCGGACCCCUGAAGCCUAAACGCAGCCUGCCUCACUGACGGCUCUCGCUCUCGCCCUCGCCUUCGCCCUCUCGUGGUCCUCCGCCACCGGCCAAAGCUUAUUUCGCCUGCCCAAGCCAUCCGAUCCUCUGGCUCCGCCAGUGUCCGCUGGUGUCUCUAGCCGCCUUUGCGACCGUCUUUAUUUGAUCCCCCGUCCGUUUUCUUUCGUCACUAGACCAGUCACCCACGCCGUUGGUCUUUCGCCGAACACCUCCAAGUCAGCCUUUCUACGCAUUCUGACUGGGCAUCUGCAUCCCCGACCCGCCUCGCCGACAACAUGGGGCGUCCGCCCGCGUACAUCUUUGUCGUCAGGCACGGCGCUCGUCUGGACGCCGCCGAUAAGAAGUGGCAUCUCACCUCUCCGACUCCCUACGACCCUCCUUUGACCUACGGCGGCUGGCAACAAGCAAAGGCCCUCGGCAUCCGCAUCGGUAACAUCCUCCGACAGGCUGAAGCUGAUGGUGCCGCCGACCCCAGGUCUUCCAACGGUCGCGACCCUUCCGCCGACUCUCAGAAGAAGCGACGCAAGUUCAAGGUCGUUAUUCACAGCUCGCCAUUCUUGCGAUGCGUCCAAACCUCUGUCGCUAUUGGCGCCGGCCUGGCCCAGGCACCUCCCCCGGGAACUCCCUCCUACCCGAUGCCCUCGCCUACCACGAACCCUUCCGCCUCGCCCUUCAUUCUCCCGGCUGCCGUAGCUGAAGAUCCCCGUCCGCUGUCCGUCGACACGAACGAGAGCAACCCCGAGUCCUCUAGAAAGAAGAAGAUCAAGAAGUCCACCCUCCGGCUGGAUGCCUUCCUGGGCGAAUGGCUAUCGCCUGAAUACUUCGAGAUGAUCACACCCCCGCCGGGCUCUGCCAUGAUGCUGGCAGGUGCAAAGGCUGAUCUUCUGCGACGGGAGAACAUCGGCGCUCAUGACCAAAUCGUCGAGCAUGCCCACCACCACGCUAACUCUGUUGGCCAGGCUCAGAGUCAACUCUGGAACAGCCCCAAGUUCAGGGCAGCUCCCGAGCGCUCCGGCUCGGCCGACUCCAACUCGCCUUCCAUCCUCGGUCUCGACAACAUAUCCUCCAUGGCCGGCGCUCUGCCACGAAGUCGUGCCGAUAGCACGGCUAGUUCCUCGAGCCAGCGGGUCCGGUUCGCACUGCCAGAGCCCGCCAACCCGAACAACCCAAGUGAUGGAUAUCUUGCCCCGAGCCCCAACUAUGCCCUGUCCUCUAGCGCCAAGAUCCCCGACGGCUAUGUGGCGCAUGCGCGGGAUGCUUGCGUCUCUGUUGACUACCAGUGGGACUCGAUGAGGGACCCCCUGGACUGGGGCGAUGGCGGCAAGUACGGCGAGGAGUGGACGGCCAUGCACCAACGAUUUAGGAAGGGCAUCCAGAGGCUGGUGGACUGGUACACCACGGCCGAGCGUCCCGCCGAGAUGGUCACCAAGACGGUGAAGACGGCUUUCAACGGCGACACCGAGUGUGCCAUUGACGACGAGGACGAGGACGACGUCGAGCCGGUGGUCAUUCUCGUUUCCCAUGGCGCCGGGUGCAACGCCUUGAUCGGUGCCAUCACCCACCAGCCGGUUCUCAUGGAUGUGGCGAUGGCUUCCUUGACAGUAGCGGCCCGAAAGCCGGGCCGCGACUCCGAGCCCUCGGGGUUGGACACUCCCAUGUCAGAGGUAGACAUGGACCCCAUGUCUGGCACGAAAGGCCUCAUUCCCGUCCACCACUAUUACGAUUUGAAAAUGUUUGCCAACACCGAGCACUUGCGGCAGCCCGUGUCUGCCACCCACAACUUGUCCAGGGCUCCCUCCACCGCCUCGAACCACUCGCAGAACGGCCAGCCACACCCGCGGGGCCGUAUUGCGUCUGUGAACACGUAUACGCCCGGGUCCAUCACCCUUAACCCGGACUCCUUCGCCUUCCCAGGCAGUCGGAGCAACUCGGCGAACGCGAACCUAGGCAGCAUGCGCCGCACCUCCAACAACACAUACUCCCUGCCCAGGGCACCGACGCUUAACACAACCGGAAUCACAGUCGGAAGUGGCGCGACGAGCUUCACGAAACCCUCGCCGACGCUCUCGGUCGGGCUGUGGUCGCCCAUCACGCCGCAGAAGGAGACAGAAGAGGAGGACGAGGACGAUGACAUCUUCCCGGACUUUGACCACCGUAAGAAGCUGGCAGCGCUCUCCAAGCCCGGACAAGAGAUUAUCAAGCCGCCGACGCCGGAGAGGAGAGAACCGCAGUUCGGCGGCCCCGCCAAGGUCCCGCACAGGCUACAGGAGAUCUCUCGGCCCACCUCGAGCGACGGCACCGACGAGGAGAAUAAGAUCCCCCAGCUGGGCACGUUCAGCGCCGGCGGCCUCUGGGGAGCGCCUCGCCCGCUGGGGGAGACAGAGAUUAUGCGCGACAUGACGACGUCGAAGCGGCGAUGGACCGUCAACGAGCGCGCCUAGGGGGGUGAGCCCGGGUGAGCCCGGCAUGAGAGAUGCAUGCGUUACAAAGCAAAAUGGGUACAAUAAUCAGACUCAGACGAGCCUACGAUGUCGCAUACGGCAGUACAGCACAGGGUAGCAUGACAGUGGCACAGCCAGAGUGUACACAGAUACGAAACAACACCAGACGCAUAUUUAUUUGGGCGGCAAAGGAUAAGCAAUCAUUUGUACUUUUUUCCAAGUCAUCAUUCUCGGUUCUUGCAUCAUGGCGUAGUCGACACCAAGGGACAAAUGAAAAAUCAAGGUUGCGGGCGGUUGAGAUCAUGGUUUUAUCAGUAUCAACAUUUUUAAUAGCCCACAAGAUGGGACAAAAAAAAAACCCAGCAUUGAGCGGGAAGGGGGCCAUCGUUUCUUUUCUUCUUUUCUUCUUCUCUACUCUACUCCGAAAAUCAUAACCCCCCUCAAUAUUUUGAUGAGGCAUGCACUCAGAUGCGUUGUCAAUGAGAACAGAAGACAAGUUUUUUGUCAUGCUUGCAACUUUCUUGCUGUUCCAUGUAGCAGGAAGGACGCUGUGGCACGAGGUAACAUUGUAUAAAGUCGAAUUCGACGCUUCUAUUUUGGGUUGACGUGACGAAAUUGAAGAGAUGAAGCUGGACAUAAGAAAAUGUUGUGUUAAAAAAUCCAAGGUCCACGAGUGCCUCCUUCACAAACGCCCGUAGUGUAUACAGCAAAUCUAGCGUUGUUUGACGCUCCUCUCUGCUUUACUCUCUCAUUCUUCAGUGUCGCCCAGCACCUUCCUCCGCGCCCUCAACCUCUAGUUCUCUUGCUCGGCCU